UUCAGAAUAACACAAUGAGUCUAUGCACGGAGGGUGUUCAUUUGAAUUUGGUUCCAAUUAAACUUCUAAUUCUUAUUCAAAGCUUUGUUGAAGAAUUUGAAAUUGGAUGGAGGAGAUAUACUAACUAUAUAGAACCUAGAGCUUGGAGAGCAGUUGAUGUGACAAAUAAAUUGGAUGAGUCAACUUCUUUGUUCAAUCCCCUUUUUCGUGAGAAGUUCAUCAGAAAGUUUACACCUAUGUUGGGUGAUCUCUUGUCCUAUGCCAAAUCAGUUUCCCCAGUAUUCUGGUCUAUAUCUAGUAGAGGCACAGAAUUGCCUCAUUCUAUCAAAGGAAAGCUUGGAGGUCCAAGUCAGCGGCGAUUGGCUUCUCAUACAACAUCUGAUGUGCUACAAGCUACUGGUGCGGAACUUCAUCUGGCGGCAUAUGAAUCAUUAGUGUAUGUCUUCAAAGCAUUUUCCACUGCUUUUACUCCAUUGGUCAUUGAUUUUGUAUCAGCUUUCAACAUGUCACUACAAGCUGAUGAGGGGAACAAUCCUUUGCUGGAUCCUCUGGUUCAUAGUUUUAUGCAAAAUGUCAAUGAUCUCCUCACUGAAGGAAUUCUGACAAGAAGCCGACGAGCAGUUCUAAUGAAUUGGAAGUGGCUAUGUCUAGACUCUCUGCUGUCUAUCCCGGGUAAAAUAAUGGAAUAUGGAAGUGUAUUCAAGAAAUAUCCAUGCCUACUUUUCAGAUUCAACUCUUGCAGCUAUAUUUGCUGAUAUUGUUGGCAGCCUUGAGAAUGCUGGUGAGGGUUCAAUGUCGCCCAUGUUACGCUCUGUUAGAUUGGUAAUGGGAUUAAUAUCCUGUGGUAGGAUGAAUGAAAUCACCCAAUUUAGUUCUGGAGUGAACUAUCAGCUCAUAAUGCAAUUGGUACAAUCUUCCUUGAUUUUACACCUAAGCUGCAAUAAGCGAAGGGUGGCACCGAUAGCGGCACUUCUUUCUGCUAUCUUGCACCGAUCCGUCUUUAGUGUCUUGAGCAUGCAUAAAACAAUUGAUGGAGGGGAGGGCCCCUUAAAAUGGUUUAUCCGAAAACUCCUCGAUGAAGGCGUAAAAAGUCCGCGCACAAUUCGACUUGCAGCUUUACAUCUCACAGGCUUAUGGCUUGUAAAUCCCAAAACUAUUGAAUUUUACAUAGAAGAGUUGAAAUUACUUUCCCUAUAUGGCUCUGUGGCUUUUGACGAGGACUUUGAAGCUGAACUGACAGAAAAUUUGGAAGCAAGAAGUGAAGUUUCACUUCUAGCUCAAAGCCCAGAUCAAGAAUUGACAGAGGUAAUAGAAACUCUUCUCAUUGUCUUAUAA
Molecule: messenger RNA, 1335 nt
Organism: Dioscorea cayenensis subsp. rotundata (Guinea yam)
Lineage: Eukaryota; Viridiplantae; Streptophyta; Magnoliopsida; Dioscoreales; Dioscoreaceae
Exons: 8
Coding region: 688-1335 (215 amino acids)
Biological process (GO): tRNA methylation
Molecular function (GO): tRNA (guanine) methyltransferase activity
Source: RefSeq, a predicted model, not a curated record